This is a messenger RNA of Priapulus caudatus, 1916 nucleotides long. Its product is annotated as pre-mRNA-splicing factor CWC25 homolog. Gene Ontology annotation, cellular component: U2-type spliceosomal complex. The transcript is spliced from 8 exons. NCBI's taxonomy places the organism in Eukaryota, Metazoa, Priapulida, Priapulimorpha, Priapulimorphida, Priapulidae. The coding region runs from base 37 to 1599 and encodes 520 amino acids. The record is from RefSeq and is a predicted model, not a curated record. Gene Ontology annotation, biological process: mRNA splicing, via spliceosome.
UGUACCGAAUCGGGGUUUCAUCGCAAUCCAAUAAAAAUGAAGAUGCAGGAAAAUUUGGGAUGGAUGUACAACAAGCCCACUGUGGAGCGGGAUGAGUACCUGAUGGGGAGGAAAGUCGAUAGAGCAUUUGAACAACUAGAAGGACAGCACCAAGAGGAAAGCAUAUUAGACAAGCCAGGAGCCAAAUUUGGGCAUAACCAUGGUUCCUCAACUAUAGAUAGUGAAAGCAAAAUUAGAGAGGAUCCAUUGCUUGCUAUAAGGAUGAAAGAAGAAGAGAAAAAAAGAGAAAUUUUUAAUAAUCCUGUAAAGAUGAAGCAGCUUCAAAAAAUGGCAGAAGAACGGCAAAAAAGCAAGAAGAAUAAAAAAGGAAAGAAGCACAAAAAACACGGAUUGUCAGACGAAGAAGAUAUUGAUGCAAAACUCAUCACCUUAUUAAAGAUGAAAAAGAAGCUCAAGGCUUCUCUUGCUAUUUCCAGUGGCUCUGAUAGUGAUAACCAGGAAUCACGGCACAAAACCAGGACUGACCCUCAGCUUGACACAGAGCGUAGGUAUAAAGAUCACUCGAGCAAGCGUAGGCACAGGCACGACAGCAGCAGCGAAUCUGACAGCUCUAGCGAACAUCCGAGAAAGGAACGCUCGGCUGCAAUUGUGAGGCAUAGACAGAAGCGGUCGGAAAGAAGAGAAAGAAGAGAUUGUGGAAGUAAGUCUGAGCAUAGUCAUCGGUCAGUAAGUAGGGAACGCCUUCUCGAACAUCAAACAUCCUGUAAAGAUCCAACAAAGGAAGAUGAGAAUACAAAGAUGCGCCACACAUUAGUAGAUAAACAUGGGCAAAAACACCUUUUGUUAGAAGACGGCAUUAGGGAAAGGGAAGAGUAUUCUAUAAGAAAUUCAAAGAAGAGGCAACACUCUCAUGCAAAAGAUGCCGAUAAAAGACAUAGGCACUCUUCAGAUGAUGAAGUCAAGAGAAAGGACUGUUCUUCAGAAGAGAAGAAAAAGAGAAGACAUAAAUCGUCAAAAAAGGAAGCCAGGAGAAAACGCCACUCUUCAGAAGGGGAUGAUAGGAAGUCACAAUACAAAGAGGAAUAUCCAGCCACAGUGAAUCAUCCAACAAAUACAGAGGAAGAGGUCGACAGUUCUCGUAAGAUUCAAGACAUGUACAGGGAGCAGGAGGAGGAAGGUGGUGAUAAACGAGUUGCAUAUGGACUUAUUGUGAGGAAUGCAAAGGAUAAGGAUGGUAGCACAAGCAAGUCUAAUUCUCCUAGGUUAAGGGCCAAGAGCAAAACGCCACCGAAAAUAGAGGAAAAGUACAUAAAACCUAAACCAAAAAGGAAGCUAACAGAGAAGGAACUAGAAGAGAAGAUGUUAGAGAUGAUGGACAAUGCAAAGUGGAGAGAGGAGCAAAGGAGGAGAAAAGUAGAUGAGUACAGCAAAGAUGAGAGCAAAGAGGAGGCUGAUCAUGGAAAGCAUGGGGCAAAGUUUAUUGCGCCGAUGGUGGCACAGGCUGCUGGCAAAGGUUCUGUGGAAGACAGGAUAAAGAGAAACAUCUACAAGGUGCAAAGAAGCAGUGCAGCACAUCAUCAGCACUUUCUAAAGAAGUAGCCAAGCUGCAGCUAUGGUGGCACCAUCAUCAUGAUCAUGUCAGGUUCACAUUGUCAACAGUAAUUGAAACUAAUUUCAAUGGGGAGUAAAUGUUGUGAAAUCAAAUGGAAAGUACUAGUGUUGCAAUAUGAAAAGAUUACAAGGGAAUUUUUGGUUUUAUUAAAAACCCACUAGUGUCGAAUUACCGGUCCUGUACAUUUUACUGUGUAAGUAAAAACUGCAUAUUUUUUGACAUUUUUUUUACUUGAUUAAGGUUCUGUCGUGUUAGUUUUAUAAUAAAUACUGCAAAAAAUACAGAGUAUUGUUAAUACUGCAAA